Molecule: messenger RNA, 2408 nt
Organism: Styela clava
Lineage: Eukaryota; Metazoa; Chordata; Ascidiacea; Stolidobranchia; Styelidae
Product: 4-aminobutyrate aminotransferase, mitochondrial-like
Biological process (GO): GABA catabolic process
Cellular component (GO): mitochondrion
Molecular function (GO): pyridoxal phosphate binding; 4-aminobutyrate:2-oxoglutarate transaminase activity
Source: RefSeq, a predicted model, not a curated record
UAUUUGGAAUCUUUGUUACGUCGACAUCAUCUCACUACAUUCUAACAUGAUUGGUCCGUUUUGAAGUCAACACUAAUGGUUAGAACUCGCUGAAACCGGUUAAAAACGAGAGAGAUGAACUCCGCGAAUGAUUCAACGACGAGACUUUUUACAUUCUCUCGCAUCGCGUAAACACAACAAACGCAAGACCGUAUUUUCAUUUUGUUGCUGACUUCCAUAGCGUCUGUACGUUGAAAAUGAAUCUCUUGCGUGGUCUUAAAAGAUGUGGAAAAAUGACUUAUAUUAUAAGUCGACAGCGUAGUACUGUCGCUGCGAGUGCCAGACCUUUAACAGACAAUGGAAAGUUUGAUAGGCCCUCAAUAGUAACUAAUGAAAUUCCAGGGCCCAAGACGAGAGCACUUUUAGAGCGUGCCGCUGUGGUUCACAACACGGGAGCAAUAAAUUUUUUCUGCGAUUAUGAGAAAAGCAAAGGAAAUUAUCUUGUGGACGCCGAUGGGAAUGUACUUUUAGAUUGCUAUCAGCAAAUUUCAUCUAUGCCUCUUGGAUACAAUUAUCCGGGAUUUUUGGACAUUUACAAAGACGAGUCCAGUCUCGUAUCUGUCGUAAACCGUGCAGCUCUUGGAAAUUUUCCUCCUGUGAAUUUUACAAAAGAUUUAGAGACCUUGUUGACUGUUGCUCCGAAAGGUCUCACGAAUGUUGUUACACUCGCAUGUGGAUCUUGUUCUAAUGAGAAUGCUUACAAAGCGCUUUUCAUGUGGUACCAGCGUCGACAAAGAGGGGAAGAACCUCUGGGAUCAGAUCAGAAUAUUGAAUCAUGCAUGAUGAACAAGCCUCCCGGUUCUCCCAAUCUUUCAAUUCUGUCAUUCAGUGGAGCAUUUCACGGUCGAACAUUAGGCUGUCUAAGUACGACACACAGUAAAUGGAUUCAUAAAAUUGACAUCCCUGCGUUUGACUGGCCGAUAGCUGACUUUCCGCAGUUAAAAUAUCCACUGGAAGAAUUCAAACGAGAAAACGAUGCCGAAGAAGCUCGCUGCUUAGCACAAGUUGAGGAACUUAUUGAGCGGUGGAGAACCAAGUCUCCCGUGGCCGGAUUGAUUAUUGAACCCAUCCAAGCGGAAGGCGGCGACAGACAUGCGUCUGAUGAUUAUUUCCGCAAACUGAGAAAUAUUGCAACGAAAUACGACAUCGGUUUUAUAUGCGACGAAGUGCAAACAGGCAUGGCGAUUAGCGGACGCUUUUGGGCGCAUGAUUAUUGGAAUCUAGACAAGUCUCCCGAUAUUGUUACUUUCGCCAAAAAAAUGAUCACUGGUGGAUUUUUUUUCUCCGAUGAAAUAAAAUGGAAAGAGGGAUAUCGCAUUUUUAACACUUGGAUGAGCGAUCCGAGCAAAUUUCCAAUUUUAGAGCACACUUUAGAUGUUGUAAAAUCCGAGGACCUCGCCGCAAGGGCAGCGGGAGUAGGAGAACACCUUUUAUCUGGCUUGAAAGAUUUUGAACGCCGAUAUGAUUUUCUCAGUGCCGCCCGGGGCCGUGGAACUUUUUGUGCCAUUGAUGCAGUGGAUACAAACACAAGAGACAGCGUUGUAAAAACGGCUCUCUCUAAUGGUCUCUUGAUAGGCGGCUGUGGAGAAAAGACGAUCCGUUUCCGACCAAGCCUCAUUUUUUCAAUUCAAGAAGCCGAUAUGGCCCUUGGUAUAUUAGAUGACGUGAUGCAGAAGAUAGCCCCUUGAAGGUGUAAGCAUACAAAUGAUGUUUUUUUACCAUCCGUUUUACCUACACACCAAAUGAUUGGUACGUUUAUUGUAAUACGUUUUUGUAUUCAAAAUAUUGCGACCAUGUAUAUGACUCACAUCUGUUAUGUCACCUCACUUUGAAAAAAUUGAUAAUAUUACAAUGCAUUACAUUGUAUUAUACAGUAUCUGGAUUCGAGGGUGAUAGUGAGCUUUAUAUGUGAAAAUUAACCUCAUAAAAUAAAUUAUUAUUACUUAUUUUGAUAACACAAUUUACAUUAACGUUGGAACCUUGCUACGAUCGACAACUUUCGUUGCAACGCGUUUGUUAAUUAAACAAACGUGGUUCGUUCAUCAUAUUCACCUCAUAGUUCAAACAAAGCUUAUGUUCAUGUAUAUACUGUUUAAACUUAAAGCAAUGUAUGUUGUUAUGUGAAUUUUUUAAUCUACGCUAAGUCAUUACUUUUAUACAAGGUCAUAUGAGUCCGGCCCAAAUAGAAUCUUAUUGUAAAAUCCUGAUUUUAUCACCGGUCGAUCUUGUGUAGGCCUAUUUCGUAUUGUAAAUAAUAGAGAGUGGCAAAUUUAAAAUUUAUGCAGAUGCACUAAUAAUGGGAUCUUUCAAUUUAUACUUGUUUGCUUUUAAAUUUUAUCGCUGCAAUAAAACGUCCUGCUUCUAUUACA